AUGAGCAAUCAAAAUCUUACCGGUUUAGUUCCAGUUAUUUAUAACGCCAUGGUUUCUCUUAGAACCAGUACCAACUAUGAUGGAAACCACACUGCUGCUAACUGUGCCUUAUUCACUCGUAACGAUCAAUCAACCGAUAGAGAUGGUAGUGAAGCUUGGUGUGCAUCAGUUAAUGAUACUAACCAAUAUAUUAUUGCCGGUACCGAUGUUUUAAGAACCUACGUUGCCAUUACUCUUCAAGGUAGAGGUGAUAGUGACCAAUGGGUUACCGCUUACAAACUUCGUUACACUGCUGAUGGUGUUACAUGGGUUGAUUAUAGAAAUGGUGGUUCAAUUCAAGGUAAUUGGGAUCGUAACACCCCAAACACCCAUUUCUUUGAUGCUCCAUUUAGAGCUCGUUCCAUUUCUCUCAUCCCACUUUCAUGGCAAAACCACAUUGCAUUAAGAAUGGAACUUUAUGCCAAACCAUUCAGCACCACUUUUGUUCAAAACGGUAAAGUCCAAACAGGUGAAAAAUCACUUCUUGCUAAUGGUACUCUCAAUGCUGAGGUUGUAGUUCCAGUUGUUUUUGAAGAAGAAUUUUUAAGACCACCAAAGAUUUCAAUUUCAUUCUCAAAAUCAGAAACCACUGUUGGUCAAAGCUAUCAAACUCGUUAUGGUGUUAUCACAAGAAAUGUAACCAACAAAGGUUUUGAUGCUGUUUUCCAAACCACUGUAGCCACUAGAGUUAACAACUUAAUUGCUGAGUACAUUGCCAUCUCACAAGAAUAA
Molecule: messenger RNA, 771 nt
Organism: Dictyostelium purpureum
Lineage: Eukaryota; Evosea; Eumycetozoa; Dictyosteliales; Dictyosteliaceae
Exons: 1
Coding region: 1-771 (256 amino acids)
Biological process (GO): cell-cell adhesion
Cellular component (GO): phagocytic vesicle; protein complex involved in cell adhesion; cell surface
Molecular function (GO): oligosaccharide binding; polysaccharide binding; N-acetylgalactosamine binding
Source: RefSeq, a predicted model, not a curated record